CACAAAAAUAACACGAUCACGUCGUUAACAUAAAUUGGAAUUAUUUGUUGUACUGCCUUUCAUUUACUGUUUUAUUUGUAAUAAGGCAUUUUCAUGGCUGGUAAAAAGAAGGAAAACAGUUUACAGGUGAAUAUAACUAAUGAUGAACAAUGGAACGAUGUUCUGGCAAUGAAAGGGUUAACAGUGGUGGACGUGUACCAGCAGUGGUGUGGGCCGUGUCGUGCUGUCAUCAGUCUCUUUAGAAAAAUCAAGAAUGAACUGGGAGAUGACCUGCUGCAUUUUGCCACAGCAGAGGCGGAUGGCAUUGAAGCUCUGGAGAAGUACAGAGGGAAGUGUGAGCCCACCUUCCUGUUUUAUGCGGGUGGGGAGCUGGUGGCCGUUCUGCGGGGGCCAAAUGCUCCUCUCCUGCAGAAGACCAUACAAGAGGAGCUGAAUAAAGAGAAGAACGUUCUAGAACACGGCACAGGACGCAAAGUGGUGAAAGAUGAAGGUUUAAUUGAAGAAGAGGAGGUGAACAAUGACACCGAAGAUCACCAACAUGAUGAAGAUAUGAUGGUUCCCGCUCAUAAGUCUUACACUGUGGCGCUAAUAAAGCCAGAUGUUGUUGCUCAUGGCAAAGCAAAUGAGAUUAUUAUGAAGAUUCAGGACGCAGGGUUUGUGAUUUUGGCUCACGAGGAGAGAACUUUAACUGAAGCAGAAGUUCAAGACUUCUAUCAGCACAAAUCCACGGAGCCAUACUUUCAGGAGCUCAUCCAGUUUAUGUCGAGCGGUCCAUCCCACGUUCUGGUCAUUUCUAAGAUGGAGGAAUGUGAUGACGUCAUCCCAGCCUGGCGGGAAUUCAUUGGUCCACCGGACAUCGAAGAGGCUAAGAGGAAUCAGCCGGAGAGCCUGCGAGCUCAGUACGGCACCAAGAGCGUUUUUAACGGCCUACACGGUAGCAAUGACAGCGAGCUUGCCAGCAGGGAGUUGGCGUUUUUCUUCCCGAACUUCAGGAUGGCAAUGGCGGACUCGGAACAGGAGACUGUGGAGAGGACGCUGGCGCUUAUCCGCCCAGACGCUGCCAGGGAAAACAGAGAGGAGAUUCUGGCCCGGAUCCAUGAGUCAGGUUUCACAGUGGCGAUGCAGAGAGAGGUGAUGCUCUCUGAAGAACAGGUGAGACAGUUCUACAGCUCUCACCUGCAGGAGGAAUACUUCCCCAGACUGAUGGAGAGCAUGACCAGUGGGCCAGUGCUAGCAUUAGCUCUUGUAAAGCAAGGAGCUGUAAAACACUGGAGGGGCAUCCUGGGACCCAAAGAUCUAAUCCAGGCUAAGAAUGAGGAACCCGAGUGCUUGCGAGCUCAGUUUUCCGCUGGGAAUUCCAGUAUUAACCAGCUGCAUGGCAGUGGAAGUCCAGAGGAGGCAGAGAGAGAGAUCAGAUUCUUCUUCCCCACAGAGCAAACACUGGCCGUCAUUAAACCUGACACUGAACACAGAGAGGAAAUCCUGGAAGAGAUUCGGGCGAGAGGAUUCACCAUUUCUCGCAUGAAGGACACGGUUCUGUCCAGAGAGAUGGCAGAAGAGUUUUAUAAAGAACACCGGGAUAAACCCUUCUUCAGCCAGCUGGUGGAUUACAUGUGUCGGGGCCCGUGUUCGGUGUUGGUUCUGACCAAGGAGAAUGCAGUAGAGGAGUGGAGGGCAACCAUGGGCCCUACGGACCCUGGCGUGGCGAGAGAGAUGGCUCCAGAGUCUUUAAGGGCCCGCUUCGCUAAAGAUGUCUUAGAGAACGGCGUCCAUGGCUCCUCCAACACAAAACACGCACACGAGAAGAUCCAGUUCAUCUUUGGAGACAUCGACUCAGAGAGCGAACUCAUCCAUGAUGCUGCUUCACCUCCUUUAGAGGCCGAUGAGAGCUUUGCAGAGCUAAAAAAUCUUCAAGCUUCGAGAUCACCAUCGUUUGAUCAGCAGAAGAACCAGACCGAGCCGAGCACUACAGCUGCUGAUAAAAUGAACCCUGAGACGACAGAGAGACAUCCAGCAUCCCCUGAUCAUCUCAAGGCCGUCUCGCAUCAGACAGAAGCAACAGAGUCAGCAUGACACAGCAGAUCAAGUACAUGAAGUCUGUGAGAUCAUCGGUCGAUGAAAAGGAUGGGUAAAGGUGAAGCUUUUACCUUUUCAUCCAAACUUUCAUGAGGAACAAUAUUGCAAUACUUACAGGCUUGACGCAACAUGAAGAUUCAUCUGAUGUAAUCAAAUAGGUUUAAUUAGAGAAGACUGUAUAUAGAACAUUUUAUGGUUUCCUUUGUAAUUGUUCUCCUCCAGUUUGAAGCUGAAGGCAUCUGGAUGUACGGCAGCUAAAAACGUCGUUUGUGGUCUCAUCUUCAGUCGUACAUUCCUUAUGAAUAAAUACA
This is a messenger RNA of Myxocyprinus asiaticus (Chinese sucker), 2387 nucleotides long. Its product is annotated as thioredoxin domain-containing protein 6-like. The record is from RefSeq and is a predicted model, not a curated record. Gene Ontology annotation, biological process: CTP biosynthetic process; UTP biosynthetic process; GTP biosynthetic process. NCBI's taxonomy places the organism in Eukaryota, Metazoa, Chordata, Actinopteri, Cypriniformes, Catostomidae. Bases 94 to 2073 code for a protein of 659 amino acids. The transcript has 18 exons. Gene Ontology annotation, molecular function: nucleoside diphosphate kinase activity.